This is a messenger RNA of Anguilla rostrata (American eel), 6260 nucleotides long. RefSeq names its product formin homology 2 domain containing 1 (gene fhod1). The record is from RefSeq and is a predicted model, not a curated record. Gene Ontology annotation, biological process: cortical actin cytoskeleton organization. Gene Ontology annotation, cellular component: cytoskeleton; cytoplasm. Gene Ontology annotation, molecular function: actin filament binding. The coding region runs from base 395 to 4738 and encodes 1447 amino acids. The transcript is spliced from 26 exons. Lineage: Eukaryota; Metazoa; Chordata; Actinopteri; Anguilliformes; Anguillidae.
UGCAACGGCGGAUCAUUUUACCCUGAAGAAAUUAAUUUCCCGCUAUGCUUUCAGAAUUCUGUUCCUGAAUAGAGUUUGUCACUACUUUAACAGCUGACUGUAUAGGACACUUUCAGUUCAUGCCUGCAUACUGCCAACUCUAUUUAAAUUCGCAUGAGUCAUUCGCUUCAGUUUCAGAAGUUCCAACAGGUCUACGGGCUGUUUCCUGAUCACGUCACAGAUCCCGGAGGGUUAAAGCUCUGAAUCGUGUCGCUUUGACUCCAGUUUAGGUAUACCUCUACGGAAAGGAAGUGGCACGGUCUUCGUCGCUUAUUUUAAUGGAUGUUCGAUACACAAUAUAUUUUUGUUAUAUAGGCUAAAUUGAAAAGAGCUAACUGAACUGUAGAGAAUAACCAUGGCGACAGUAACAUGCAGAGUCCAGUACCUGGAAGAUUCGGAUCCUUUCGUAUGCACAAACUUUCCCGAACCAAGAAGACCGCCACCGUACGAUUUCCACGAAAAUAUUGCGUUAAGUGAGCAGAUUGCUGGCGUUCAUAAUUUGUUGGUAGCUCCUUUGAAGUUGGAAGAGUGUGCCCUUCAGCUGGCGCCGAAUGGAAAUUACCUGGACCUGGAGUUAUCCCUGGUGGAGCAGAGGGACGACCUGGAGCAGUUUUAUGAGGAUAUUGGCAAGGGGAAGAAGCCCAUCCUGAUCCUGAGAACCCAGCUGUCUGUUCGUGUUCAUUCCAUUCUAGAAAAGCUGUACAACUCCCAAGGACCAGAACUCAGAAGAUCCCUGUUUUCUUUGAAGCAGCUUUUUCAGGAUGACAAAGACCUGGUGCCGGAGUUUGUAAAUUCCGAAGGGCUCACCUGCUUCAUCAAAGUGGGCUCGGAAGCCGACCACAACUACCAGAAUUACAUCCUGAGAGCUCUCAGCCAGAUCAUGCUGUUUGUGGACGGGAUGAACGGGGUGAUCAACCACAACGAGACCGUGCAGUGGCUCUACACGCUGAGCGGGAGCUUGUCGCGGCUUGUGGUGAAGACGGCGCUCAAGCUGCUGAUCGUGUUCGUGGAGUACACGGAGACCAACGGCCUGCUGCUCAUCCAGGCCAUCAACGCCGUCGACGGCCGGAGGGGGGUGAAGCCUUGGGCCUACCUGACGGACAUCUUGGAGGAGAAAAAUGGGUCAGACAGCGAGCUGCUGGUGUAUACCAUGAUGCUCAUCAACAAGACUCUGGCAGCGCUUCCAGACCAAGAUUCCUUCUAUGACGCCACUGACUGUCUGGAGCAGCAGGGCAUGGAGGGCAUCAUGCAGAAGCACAUGAGCAACAAAGGGACUGAACCAGACCUGAAGCAGCAGUUCACCAUAUAUGAGAAUGCUCUGAAGUACGAGGAUGGAGAACUGGACGUGGCGUCGCCCUACAUCCGGAGAGAGCGCAGGAAGGUCGCGUCAAUCCAGGAGGAGGUGAGGAAGAGCAGGAGGUCGUCCGGGCAAAGCCUCCCUGACGUGUCGCUGACGGCCAGCUCCCCCUCGUCGGAGAGUCCGACUUUGGGAAAGAGGAGCCCCGGACUGGCCCUGACCUCCUCCCCUCAGGUGUUCGAGCCCCCGUCCCCGGAUCCGGCCACGCCCACUUCCAGCUACUCCGACUCUGGGUCUCAGAGAGCCUCCCCCGUCCUGUCGCCGGUGCCCGGCAACGGCGCCACGGCAACCGACCAGGAGCAGAACCUCUCCUCGAGCACGGGGCGCUCUUUCAUCAGUCAUUAUAUGUCUCCUUCGGGAAUUUCUAGAAGGUCGAGGUUGUUUAAGAAGGCGGGGUCAAUAGCCGAAGAUCCUUCGCCAACCUCCAGCAGCUCGUCUCCCACAGACUUCGCUCCCCCAGAGAACCAGUCCCGACCGCUCUCCCAGCAGCAGCAGGAGCAGCAGCAGGAGCAGGAGAAGUCUGAGGAGAAGAGUGUCUUCAAACUGCACCAAACCGACGCCGUUUGCCCAGAGAUGUGUAAUGUAAAUAUGGACAAGCCGGUUCUGAGGAAGUUUGAAGGCACCUUCCUGCGCAACCUGGCCGCCACCCAGUGGGAGAACAGGAAGAGGCGGUCCUACCACAGAGCCCAGUCCGAGGACCGACCGGCCGAGGAGGAGGGUGUCCCCUCGGAACCUAAAGCGCCCUCCCCCACGGAGACUGGUGCUGGCGACGACCCUGAGAAGCAGCCCGUCCCCCAGUGGAGCCGGUUGUCUGGGAAACGGGAGCCCCUCGUUCAGGAAGCAAACCGCGAAGACCCCAGCCCCUCCCCCAGCACCCUGGAGCCGACGGAAGAUGGACAGGCGGCUCAAAAUGAAGCAGGGUCCUCUCCUUCGGCAGGUGGAGGACUGCAGAGGCGGGGCAGCACGACGGAGCAGCACAGGACUCUGUCCAACGACAAGAAGUUCAUGAUGGACAUGCUGUACUCCAAGAACUCGCAGGAGGUCCUUCAGGGCCCGGGGCCGGAGGAGGGCCCGGGGGACGACGGGGCGGAGAGCCCGGGGGACGCCGCGCCCUGGGAGGGGCCGGGCGUGGCGGACCGCCUCUCCAGCCUGCGGGCGCGGCCGGCGGCGCCGCCCGGCGAGGACGGGGCCCUGCGGGCGGAGCUGGAGGGCCUGGGGGGCACGGCGCAGGCGGCCCGCCAGCGGCUGGCCGAGGAGCAGCAGGUUAGCAGGCUGCGCCCGCAGUACAGCAUCGACGCGGAGACCCACUCCCGCAGCCUGGAGAAGACCAUGAUGACGCCGCUGUCCAAGGUCAGCAGCCAGACCUCCUGGGACCGGCUGCCGCCCAGCUCCAGCUCCCUCAAGAUCAAGGACCUGGACUUCUCCGACCUGCUGGAGGAAGAGGACAUCGACGUCCUGGACAUGGACUCCUUUGGCUCGGGCAUGCACAAUGGGGGCGCUAUAUCCCCUCCUCCGCCCAUAGCAGGCCUAGGAGCCUCUCCCCCACCCCCUCCUCCUCUUCCUCCUCCUCCUCCAGGAGGUCCUGGACUGGGUCCUCCUGCUCCUCCUCCUCCUCCUCCUCCUCCCCUACUAUGUGGAGUUCCUCCACCCCCUCCACCUCCACCAGGAAUGGGAAUCCCUCCACCCCUACCCUCCCAGUCCCCUGAUCCAGCUUUCACCAAAAAGAGGAAGACGGUCAAACUGUUCUGGAAGGAGCUCAAACAGCCUGACAGCCCCAGGAAAUGCAAGUUUGGCCGUGGCACGGUUUGGGCAACUCUGGACAAAGUAACCGUGGACACAGCCAAACUGGAGCACCUGUUUGAGUCAAAGGCCAAAGAGCUUCCUGCUGCCAAGAAAGGACCAGAAGUGAAGAAGUCUGAGAUUCAUGUCCUGGAUUCCAAGAGGAGCAAUGCGAUUAACAUCGGGAUGACUGUGUUACCUGCGGUCCACGUCAUUAAAGCUGCCAUCCUCAAUUUCGAUGAAUUUGCCAUUAGCAAAGAAGGCAUUGAGAAAAUCCUGACCAUGACGCCCACUGAGGAGGAGAAGCAGAAGAUCCAGGAGGCGCAGUUGGCCAAUCCGGACGUGCCCCUGGGGACGGCAGAGCAGUUCCUCCUGACCCUGGCCUCCAUUAGCGGCCUGACCGCCAGGCUGCAGCUCUGGGCCUUCAAACUCAACUACGAAACCACGGAGAAGGAGAUUGCUGAGCCUCUGUUUGAUUUGAAGCUGGGAAUGGAACAACUUGCCAAGAACAAGACGUUCAGGCGCGUCCUCGCAACUCUCCUGGCCAUCGGAAACUUCUUGAACGGCACCAAUGCGAAGGGCUUUGAGCUGAGUUACCUGGAGAAGGUGAUUGAGGUGAAGGACACAGUGCACAGGCAGUCUCUUCUGCAUCACGCCUGCAACUUCGUGGUGGAUAAGUACCCGGACACGUCCGACAUCUACUCUGAGAUCCCGGCCAUCACCCGCUCCGCUAAGGUGGAGUUUGAACAGCUGUCAGACAACCUGGUGCAGCUGGAGAGGAGGUGCAAAGCAUCGUGGGAUAGCCUGAAGGUGAUGGCCAAACAUGAGACGAAGGUGCUUCUGAAGAACAAGAUGACGGAGUUUCUGAAGGACUGCACGGAGAGGAUCAUCAUUCUCAAAGUGGUGCACAGGCGUAUCAUCAACAGGUUCCACUCCUUCCUGCUGUUCCUCGGCCAGCCCUCCUACUCCGUGCGGGACACGAAGAUCACCCAGUUUUGCAAGAUCAUCAGCGAGUUCGCUCUGGAGUACCGCACCGCGCGGGAGAGGGUCCUGACGCAGAAGCGCAAACGGGCCGCGCACCGGGAGCGGACCAAGACGCGCGGGAAGCUGAUCACUGAGACGGAGAAGUUCUCUGGUGCCGUGCCACCGCAGCCCCAGGAGAGCACGUCGCCCGUCUCCACGGUAACGGAGCCCGAACCCUCCCAGGAGGAGCACGAGAACAUGAAGAACAUGCUGACCGCCAACACGGACGGCAGCGGCAGCGGCGGCGGCGGCGGCGGCAUCCGGCGCAGCCGGGCCGUCAGAAGUUUAGGCCAAGUCAGCCCAUCCAGUAUGACGCUAGCCAAGGAGGAGAGCCAAAACUCACAGGACGACGCCACGGAUGAAAUCUUAGCCCACUUGGUGAAGUGUGUCGCGCAGAACCCCACUGAGAGACAGUCCAGUCCAAAAACACGCAAACGCUCGCGCCUGAAUAGGAAGUCCUUGCGGAGGACCCUGAAGAGUGGGCUGAGCUCGGACAUGGUGCAGGCCCUGGGACUGAGCAAAGACAGUGAGCAGCUGUGAGCAGAGGCCCAUUUGCACUGAGAAUAGAGGAGUGAUCAGCUGGGGAGAGUCCUCUGGAAAACGGCACCACAGGAACACAGGGAGGAGGAGGAGGAGGGUAAUUGUGUGACAAUUUUGCUUAGGGAAUGGGUACUGAGAAACGCUUCAAGAAGGGCCGAAAAUAACUCUCCAGGUGGACAGCGGACGAACCACAAGUGCUUCAGUCUGACAAAAGGUGCUGGAAGGCAACUGUAAGCAAAAGUGAGCUUCCUCUGGCCCAAGAUGGGGACAGAAGAAGCUGAAUAUCUGAAAGUAUGUUUUGAGUGGCGCAAGCUAGACACAUAUUUUCAGUUCCAAAGUGUAUAGAUGAGUUGAUGUUACAUACUUUUAAGCUAUGAUGUUGAAAGUUUUAAGUGGGAAAAUGUUGUACAGAUGUAAGUAUUUUUGAUUAUAUUGACUUGAUAAUAUUAUGUUUUAAGCAUUCUGGGUUAACUUAUGUUGACAAUUCUUGAAACAGACUGUAGAGAGGAGUCCCCACCACGGUCCAUGUUGGAUUUUGUUCGAAUCGGCACUGGAUUAACUGUUGCUGCAUUAUGAAUUUGGUUGUUACUUUUGGGGUUUUGUUCCUCACCUGAGUUUUUUAUAUGGCUUCAAUCAUCCUCAAAACAUUUAAACCGUUUAGCUGCAAUGUCAGUUAGCGGCACUGUGUAAGCACAUUUAAGAACGAACUGAAAGAGGGGUAUGUCAGAACCUUAACUCACAGUGUUCGGCCAUUUUACGUUGUCCCGUUAAGUUUUGAAGCAAAAUUCAAAUGAAACUAAUCCAAUCGAGGUCACCGUGACCUCCAUCACGCAGUUUCUUUCGAAGAAAGUGCCUUAUUUUAUUUUAUUUCACCUUUAUUUCACCAGGCAAGAAUUAAGAACAAAUUCUUAUUUACAAUGGCGGCCUGGCAAGUGACAAAAGCCACUUAAGGGAAGGGGAGGUGGGCUCACAGUAGGUGCCAUGUGGACUGUUUAAAUUUAAACCUGAAAACACAACAAUUAGUCCCUAAAAUGACAAUGCUGAAUAUGUGUAUUGUGAAGGAAAUUAUACAUCUGUGGUGUGGAUGUUGCUUUUUUGCACUGGGGGGAGUGUUAGGUGUGGUAAUAUUUGUUUAUUGAUAAUUACUUGUAUGUCACAUCAAAUGUACUCCCUUCUUUAAAUUAGUAUUCUUUAUGUGCGAGAUCACUAAAGGUUUGUUUUGCUCUGAAUAUUGUGUUUACAUGAUGAAUGUAUCAGUGUAGAUAUGUUCCAUUGUUAGAAACUCCUCUCUACCACGGUCUUAUGAGGCACAUUAACAGAAGUACUAUUUGUCUGCUGAAUGCUAUUUUACCUUGCUGUAUUUGUUUUAAUCCAUGAGAUGCUGAAGUUUUGCUGUUCAUGUGGAAACUAAUGUAAAAUGUAUACAUGCAAGACCCAUAUGCCUUCAAUGACUGAUGUAUCAGUAAGUAAUAAAAAAAAAUGCAAUGUCUUUCAAAAUAAACAUUUUCACAGAUUUGAAUAA